AACCGAGGCAUUUUAGUGUUUUGCUUUGACGCAUAAUCACGAGACAUUUGACACGCGACGUUAGAAACUUUUGGCAUCCCGUGACCGAGACAAUUGAACGUAAUUGACAAAAGGUUUCGGUAUCGCGUGAGUUGUCCCUUGAAGGGUCCCCGGAUUCCACUAGAACACACAACAGCAAGAACACCGGAGGUGGAGCCAGAAGAAAGGUGCGACUGGAAAUUAUAAAAGAGCGAUCGACAGUCAAGAGGAGACAGUCUCCUCCAAGUGUUCAACUGCGCGACUGCGAUUCGGAACGAUUCGAUCGGUCGAUAAUUUGGAUCGCGAAAAAAUUGAAGUUGCCUGCCGCUUGUAUCCGGGACAGGAGUAAAUUAACUAGAAUGGGAGCGAUCGAGUGGGUAACCGAGGAAGACAACUACGAAUGUCCCCUUUCGAAGGAAACGCAGAUUCUGGCCAAGGAGGAGCUCAGGGAAGAUAAAAAUACGCGGGACCAGGCCGUCGAACAGAUCCGUAAUUGGAUUAAAUUGAACCCACGUAUACAAAACUGUCGCCUUGACGCCCAAUUUUUACUGAGAUUCUUGAGAUGUAAAAAGUUCAACGUACCGAUGGCGGAGGAAGCCAUCGAGAGGUACUUGCUUCUCCGGCAAGUUUAUCAUCCGGCUUUCAAUCACUUAGACGCCACGGAGCAAACGAUGGAAGAGCUGUUGUCCCUGGGAUAUCUGUUCGCCGUACCCGGACGUGACUCGAAAGGUCGCCGUGUUGUAAUCGCCAGACCAGGUGUUUUCGAUCCCCACAAGUACUCGAACGCCGACAUGUGUAGAAUCCACGCGAUAACUUACGAGACUCUGAUGGAGGACGAGGAGAGCCAAGUACGGGGUUUCGUGCAUUUUGCGGACGGGGCCGGCGUCAGUUUGCCGCACCUGAUGCUCUUCACUCCGAAGGAGGCUGUCCGCAUCGUAAAAAACGGCGAGAGGACUAUACCGAUGCGACACAAGGAAGUUCACGCGAUCAAUACGCACCCAUCCGUGAAAUUUGCUCUCGACUUUGGCAUGUCGUUGAUCUCCGAGAAGAUAAAGAAGCGAGUCAAGAUCUAUACCAGCCUCGAGGACGCUGUGAAUCAGAAAAUGGACACGAACCUGCUGCCCAAGGAAUACGGCGGAACGAUGCCUAUGAAAGAAAUGAUCGCACUUUGGAGGCAGGAGUUGAUGGACAUGAGACCGGUAUUGCUGAGUCACGACAAGAUGAGAGUGUCUUUGGAGUUGUACUCGGAGAAGGCUCGAGAAGGGGCAGUGUCGGCGUUGAAACAAGGUUUUGGUUGCUCGGACAUUGGCUCUAGCGAUUCCACCAUGUACGGUAUCAGUGGUUCCUUCAGAAAGCUCGAAGUGGAUUGAUCAACAG
Colletes gigas is the source of this 1395-nucleotide messenger RNA. Its product is annotated as alpha-tocopherol transfer protein-like. Gene Ontology annotation, molecular function: phosphatidylinositol bisphosphate binding. NCBI's taxonomy places the organism in Eukaryota, Metazoa, Arthropoda, Insecta, Hymenoptera, Colletidae. Gene Ontology annotation, cellular component: membrane. Bases 378 to 1388 code for a protein of 336 amino acids. The record is from RefSeq and is a predicted model, not a curated record. The transcript has 7 exons.